Ostrinia furnacalis (Asian corn borer) is the source of this 3520-nucleotide messenger RNA. RefSeq names its product tudor and KH domain containing protein papi (gene papi). Lineage: Eukaryota; Metazoa; Arthropoda; Insecta; Lepidoptera; Crambidae. Gene Ontology annotation, molecular function: RNA binding. The record is from RefSeq and is a predicted model, not a curated record. The transcript has 13 exons. Gene Ontology annotation, cellular component: P granule. Gene Ontology annotation, biological process: piRNA processing; P granule organization; spermatogenesis. The coding region runs from base 217 to 1758 and encodes 513 amino acids.
GUGUUUUCUUACGUCAAAAAAACGAGUUACGAACGAAACGUAAAACUUCAAAAAAUUUAUAAAUUGUGCCGAAAUUUUUAACCGUGACAGUAGUCUGGGGUUUAAAUUUAAUUGCGACUGCAUGUAUGUAUGGAUAUUGUUGAAAAAUCCUGAAACGACCUCUGAGCGUUGCAGUAAAUUUGAACAUUGGUCACCUUGGUGCAUGUAACAGAUAAAAUGUCUUUUAAUUCAAGAAUAUUGCUUCCUGUUGCUCUGGGCAUGUCCCUGGUCUCUGUGACUGCCUUCGUCGUAUAUUAUGUGUUUAAAAAAGAUGAAGAGGAGAAGAAUGAAAAUCUGGUCAAGACUUCACGGAUCAAUGUCAUAGAAAUAAAUAUUCCUAAGAGCAUUGUUCCAGCUUUGAUUGGGCGCAGCGGUUCGAAUAUAAAAGAAAUAGAGCGCAAGUCUGGAGCGCUCAUCCACUUCAAGAAGUUCAGCGACAAAGAUUAUGACGUGUGCAUCGUUCGGGGCCGAAGCGAAGCUAGUCAGCUGGCUGAGACGCUGAUACACGACUUUAUAAAGGAGCAGCCGUUGAUCGUUGACGAUAGAAUUGAAGUGCCUGGCUGGGCUUGUGGCAGGAUUAUUGGUGUGGGUGGUGAGAACAUAAAUGACAUUAGCCACCGCAGCGGCGCGCGUGUUAAGAUCGACGGACCGAACUUGGGCGACCGCGCCACGCAGCGGCAAGUGUCUAUUAAAGGCACCAAGGAACAAAUCGAAGUCGCCAAAGGACUCAUCGAGAAAUGCGUAGCCCAAGAGAAGUGCCGCCGCGAGAUCGAGCAGUCGAAGCGAAGCCCGCGGCACGGUACUCCCGCGCCCGAAACGCCCGAUGACGCGCCAGGUGACACCAAGCAUGCCAAGUAUAAGCGGCCUGCGGAAGCAAGCGGCGCAUCCAUCGAGGUAUACGUGUCAGCCGUGUCGUCACCGUCGCGCUUCUGGGUGCAGUUCGUGGGCGCACAAGUGUCGCAGCUCGACGAGCUCGUGGCGCACAUGACUGACUACUACGGCAGCCGCGAGAACCGCCAGGCGCAUGAGUUAUCUCAAGUGAGCGUGGGGCAGGUGGUGGCGGCGGUGUUCCGGCACGACGGGCGCUGGUACCGCGCGCGCGUGCACGCCAUCCUGCCCAACGAGUUUGACGCCACCAAGCAGGUGGCGGACGUGUUCUUCGUAGACUACGGAGACAGCGAGUAUGUGGCCGUGAACGAACUCUGCGAGCUGCGGGCCGAUCUACUGCGGCUAAGGUUCCAGGCGAUGGAGUGCUUCCUAGCGGGUGUGAAACCAGCAGGCAAGGAGGCUGACGUGGUGGGCGUGACUGCCGCCGGCGCCACCUGGGACAAGUGGCACCCGCAGGCCAUCGAGCGCUUCGAAGAGCUCACGCAGGUGGCGCGAUGGAAAUCCUUGGUGUCUCGAACGUGUACUUACAAGAAGACUGCCACAGCUGAAGGAGAGAAAGAGAAGGAGAUACCUGGGAUCAAGCUUUAUGACGUCACUGAUGAGGGCGAGAUAGACAUCGGCGCGGUUCUUGUCGCGGAGGGCUGGGCGGUGGAGGGCGCCGCGCCCGCGCCCCGCGCGUCACACACCCCGCAAACGCCCUUCGGGGACCUAGGGAACUCCAGGGUACUGGGCAUGUUGAAUCAAGUCGGCCCGCGGUCGUCGUCGCUCCCCAAAGAUCACAAGGACGACGGCACCGAACAGGAAAAGGCGGCUAAAGACAAACUAAACUAAAACGACAAGCUAACAUCAUCGAUAUCACUCGCGUCCGGCCUCGAGAAAACCAGCCCUAAAGCGGUGUCAAACUUCGACCUGACCUACCCAGAUAUCAAGCCGAAACCCGUCAACGGUUCCCAUGAAGAAUUCCUGCAAACUGAGCGUGUAUCCGAGAUUAAUAACUCUACGGACACUUUAGUACCACAAACGCAGGCGCAGAAAACCGGUGAUGACUUCAAGGCGAAUAUGAACAGAAUAGAUUCCCACCAUAAUAACUUAGAAGCACUGGGCAGGCAAGAGGCGCAUAAAUCGUGAAGCAAGUUAAGUAAGUCCUCCUUUUGUGAUGUGAACAGAUCGUCUGAUAGAAAAUGGUCUGAAAAACUUUACGAUGACUUAGUUUUUCUUAAAGUAAACACGGAUUGAAUCAAAUAAAAAUUAAAUAAUUUUUCAGCUACUCCUUUUUAAUUCUUUUUGACUAUUACAUAUUUUGGAUUUGUUUGUUUAAUUCGUGUCUAUUGACAAUAAACGUACAAGUUUCAAAGUACGAAUCUGCCGUCCAAAGAAUUUAAAUUAAGAUGCAAUCGUAAUGCAAUUUAGGCUUAUUAAAGCUUUGGGCGCGAAAGUUGUUUUAGAAUUUCUAAUCGAUUAGGUUUGUGAUAAAAAAUGUGACACGACUGAAUGGAAGGGUAUGAGGACAUCUCGUUUGAUUAUACUAAUUACUAAAGUAUAUCAGUAUUGGCGUGGCGUGUCGUAUGUUGGAAGUGUGUCUACGGCCUAACGUUUUGACCACUGCACAGUGCACUUUAUACACCUAAAAAUAUUUUCUAUCCCACGUUCUGUUAGAAUUUAUGACCUCGAUUUGUAAUUUCCUCAGCUUUAAAUAAAUAGGUGUAAGGAAAAAAUAUCGUUACGAAUCUUUUUGUCUAUGGACACGCCAUAGACUGUAAUAGUCUUGUUUGAUUCAUCUUUUGUACGUUCCUACAAGUUUAUUGUAACUACAAAAUGUUUUGAAUUUCGCAACCUUAACAAGUGUAUUCGUGAAUGUGUAUUUAUUAGGCAUUUUACCUUUCUAGUAUUUGUGUUUUAUUCAUUAGAAAUUUCGUUAUUUCUACUCAUUUAAUGGCAGUCUAUUUACAUUGAAUAGAAUCGCUCAUUCCUUCAUUUUAUGUUCCUUCUCGACUUCGAAAAGGCAGUGUUAAUGCCCGCUGAUAUCGGUUCUUUUCUAACCAUAGAAAUUAGACGAAGACCGACGUAUUGGUGACGUCAUUAUGCUGUAAUAUGUAGUUUUGUCACGUGAUUUUUCCUAUUCAUUUAGUGUGCUCCAUAUGUAAAUUAAGUUAGCUUUUUAGUCUUAAUUCGUUAAUUAUUUUGAAUCAGUAAAGUACUGAUAAGUGACGUCAUAACCUACUGUUUUUCACGCGAAAUCUGUAGAAAUAGAAUAUCAAGUUCUAGUGAAUUUACACUGUAAGACAAUAUUAACUGAUACAACUGUCUGUGAUUGUCUAACAAUAUUUUACGGGGUGAAAAUUCUCUUAGUGAAGCCUGAAACUACGCGUUCUCCAAAAUAUUCGUUCGUUCGUUCAAAUAUUUUUUAUUUAAAAGUUAAAGACACAAAAAAUAUAAUUGCAGGAUUUUGAUAUGUAGUAAGCUUUACAUUUUUAAAGUUUAGCAAUACCACUGCUUCUGUUUGUAUAGAAAGAGGCGGUUCAUUGAAAUGAAAAAAACAAAUCUUGAUGUGACUUUUGACCUUUAAUAAACGGUAACUUAUAAUGUAGAAUGA